Messenger RNA from Phycodurus eques (leafy seadragon), 2091 nucleotides. It is a transcript of the gene cfap100, whose product is annotated as cilia and flagella associated protein 100. The transcript has 12 exons. The record is from RefSeq and is a predicted model, not a curated record. The coding region runs from base 400 to 2040 and encodes 546 amino acids. NCBI's taxonomy places the organism in Eukaryota, Metazoa, Chordata, Actinopteri, Syngnathiformes, Syngnathidae.
UUACCAUGACAACAGUACACAGAAGAAGCACGAAGCGUCGCUGGUUGUCCCAUUCCUGAUUUUCCGGUGGUUUCUGUCUCAUUGCCAAUGUCAAGCACGUUCUUCGGCAUCAUCGUGUAGUCGGUUGGAUACACGUGAGCGCUAUUUUGAAGCAACGUCGUGCUAGCGUGCUCAAUAGUGCGAUGCUAAUCGUGUCGUGUCAUGCUAACUUGUAGCUACUGUAGAACACAAUUACAGAAUCACGGAGUAGCUUUCUGACCAUUAUUAUUAUGAUAUUAUUGUUAAAACAACAGCGCUGUCAACACUUGAGAUUUAGUUUUUUUUUCAAGUGUAUAAAAAGAAUAUUGUCUUCGCAACAAAACAAACAAACAAACCCCCCAAAAAAACAUACAUGGAUGGAUGGAAAGGUGGACUAUUAAUGCAACUUUCUCAACAGAACUUCCAGAUAUGGCCUCGAAACAGAAUGGGGUCACCAAAUCCGUUCGAGCAGAUGUCAAGAGGAGAAGAAUAAGGGGGGAGACACCGCAGAGUCAACUCAAUUCAACAGACAGUCAAAGCAUUCUUCCACAAAGUGUCAUUGAAAAAGAUGGCCGACAAACGGCGCGGGACUGUUCCUGUAUACAACUAUUGCCAUCCUUUCAGUUGCUUACUCCUCCUGCCCUUCGUGUUCAGGAGCUGCGCGACUUCCGGCGUCUCCCAAUUCACAAGAAGGCAAGCUACGCCGCGCGAAUGACGGCAGAGCAAAGGGAAGGGCUGAGAGCGCGAGAAGGUAAACAUGACUUGAUCUCCACGGAGCGUCAGAAGGCCGUGUUGGAGAUUUCACUGAUGACAAAGCGGUCAGAGAUUUGUAAGAUGGACAAGGCCGUCGUAAAAGAGGAGCGACGUCUGAAGGAGUUGGAGAAGACCAUUGAGAAGGACACUCAGAGCUUUGCGGUGUUCCUAAGGGAGAACGAGAAGAAGUCUUUGGAGGCCCAAACAUUUUUGGAACGAGAGACCGAGUCCAAACAGGAGACAACCGCUGACAUCAAGAAGUUGACGUCUGAAAUAUCAACAAUAAGAAGUGAAGUUGCCGACUAUGACGACAUAUUGCACGAGUACAAGAGAUACGGGGAGCUUCUUUUCAAGUUGUCUCCUCCAGAGUGGCAGGAGGCCCAGAGGGCAAAGCGUCUCCGCAAAGUCCAAGUGGAUAAAAACACUGCGGAUGAGCGGAACACGGAGCCGCAGGACUUAACAGUCAAGCAAGAUCUGGAGGACAACAUGGCGCGCGCGCAGCCCAGGCGCUCCAGCAAUCCAAAAGAGCACGGACCCGAUGUCGACCGCUCAGAAUGUGAGGACAACCCAGAGUUGUACUUUACUGAUCCCAAGCGACUUAUUGCGCUGAUGACAGAGCUAACUGAGCAGAACUUGUCCUUGAUCAAGAACUCUGCGAGGGCCGAGGAGACACUCGAGGAGCUCAAACAGUCCAUGGAGGCAAUCAGGAAGAGAACGAAAAAGGAUGAGGAACUUCUGACCCGGCAAAUAGAUGAGCUGAAGAAGAGAAUUGGAGAAGAGAAGACAAGAGCUUCGGAGAUGAAAAAGAAGGUUCAGCUCCAUGUCUUGCUGAGCACCGAAGAUGAGGAUGACAUGAUGCGGGCACUUGGGGAGAAGGUUGCGGAGGUGUACAGGUGCUGUGUGGAUGACAGGUUGAGCAGCCCUAGCACCUUGCAGAAGCUGGCCAGCAUUGAGAAGCAGAUGUCUUCGCUGUUGCACUGCCUUGAGGACAUCCCCAAGGAAAGUUUGGAAAUGGUGCAAAAGAUCAAGGACAGCGAGAGGAGGACCAGGCAACGGGAAGAAAAGCUCAAGUUGCAAAGAGAGAAACAGAUACAAAGGAUGAAGAAGUACUUGGAGAGGUCCCGAUCUGAUGCUAAGAAAACUAGUGGACGUAAACUAAUGCCCAGAUGCAUCCCUUUUGCUCAGAAGGUCAACGUCAAAACAGCGGAAAGUGCUCCUCCGGAUGAUGGCUUCAGCGACUACUUCUUCACAUCUUUAGACAUUGACUAAAGAAGCAAACUGAAAAAAAAGUGGAACGCAUGCUUUGACAUUAAAAAUACA